AUGGGCAUACCAUGUGCAUUAAGGAGAGAUGCAUGGUUAAUGGCCUCAAAUGGUAAGCAAUUAAUUGAAGAAGCUGGAGAUGUUUAUGGUAACUCAUUAGCUUUCGCUAAACGCCAACUAAAAGAUCAUAUCACAUGCGAGCAUUCGCUCGAAGAGCUUUUCGGUGUUUCUCCUUAUAUCAUUAAGUUUUUACCAGAAAAAAUGAAGCCAUUGGUUAAAGAUUUUCUUACUGCUCUUUGGGCAACCAACAAAGGUAUCGAGUACUCACCAUUACUGCCUGCAACAGCCGUAAUUUUACUUUUAUUUAUGGAGCCUCCAGCUGCUUAUGCUUCUUUGCAGGCAAUGAUAAACCGAUCGCAAGAAGACUGUUGGUAUUUCACAAUGGACAGAAAGAAUUACCAUAAGAAUGUCAUUGCAAUUGAAAAAUCAAUCAUCAAAAAAGCUCCUGACGUCGCAAAAAAGGCAAAUGAACUCGGAGUUAAUAUCGCAUUCCUUACAUUAGGUUUAAUUCCAGCCUUCUUUUUGCCAUUCAGCCCUCUUCCAGUUGCUUUAACAUUUUUCGAUAGUUUCAUUGUCGAAGGCAGGAAAGUCCUCAUCAGAUUCAUUACUACAAUCUUCAAGCAUAAUUCUGUUGCGCUUCUUAAGUGUAAAACUUCAAAAGAAUUUGCAACAAUUUUAUUGACAGAUAUGGAUGGUUUUACGAAUCCAAACCAUCUCCGUAACUUCCUUGGAGAAUGUUUCAAGAUCUACAUGUCACGUAGAAAGCAUCCAUUCGAUCUUCACAAAAUUCCUUCAUCUGAUGUGAAGAAGAUUGCCGAAAUGAACUCGAACGCAAUGAUGAUGGCACAUGUUCUCAGAGAUCAUAUGCCAGAAGACUACAAUCCGCUUGAUUUUCCAAGAAAAGACAAUUUAACAGUUAUUACCGAAUUAACAAGCACAAUUACUCCUGAAGAGAUCAGAAAAUACCAAACUGAUGUUCAGAAGAAGUUGGUCGACAUACAAGAAGUUCAUGGCGGCAAAUUAUUAGAUAAUAAUAAUUAUUACAAGCUUAAAGAGUUUAUUCCAUUGAUUUACUUGAGGAAGAGUCCCGCCUUGAUUUAUUCCUUGUCUAAAGAUGGAACAAUGCUUUCCACACUCAUUGAAAAAACAAGAAGAAAAGGAGCUCACAUUUUGAUGAUAAAAACAGAGAAAUCAAUCAUUGGAGCUUUCCUUUCUGACCAGAUCGAGAAUACUUCAGGAAGAUUCUAUGGAAAUGCUUCGACAUUCGUCUUCCAUAUUGGCGACACAAUGAAUUGCUACAAACACUCACAUCCGCCAAACAAAAACUACAUUUCUGUUGAUGACGACACAAUGAUUUUGGGUGGACCAAAUCCAGCAAUCAUUGUAAGCGAUGGUUUCGAGAAUGUUCGAUCUUGUGAGUGUGAUACGUUUGGAUCGCCACAACUCACGAUCGAUGCAUCAGAAAAAAUCCUUGAUAUUGAACUUUACAUAUUUGAACAGUAA
Molecule: messenger RNA, 1503 nt
Organism: Trichomonas vaginalis G3
Lineage: Eukaryota; Parabasalia; Trichomonadida; Trichomonadidae
Product: activation of GTPase protein
Exons: 1
Coding region: 1-1503 (500 amino acids)
Source: RefSeq, a predicted model, not a curated record